Moneuplotes crassus is the source of this 1081-nucleotide messenger RNA. Lineage: Eukaryota; Ciliophora; Spirotrichea; Euplotida; Euplotidae. The record is from the annotation of a GenBank genome assembly.
AUGAUUCUGAGUCAGAAAGAGAGUGAAAAUACAACCGAGCCCCAAGAAGAAAGUAAAACUGACAUUAUAAUAACAGAAAUUAUUAAAAAUAGGGGAAUCUUAAACUCCCACUAUGAUUGAUUCAUAAAUUCUGCCUUCCAGGCUCUGCUAUGUGUUAAUGAAUUCGUUGAUUAUUAUUGUGAAAAUAAUACAUUCAUUGAUAGUGAUGAAUCUACUACAAUAAACCAUUAUCUUACUCAAGAUUCUCACAGUGAGAAAUGAUACUCUUCGAAAUUAAAAGAGUUUAUCACUGAAUACUUCUCAGAUAGUGAAUGCCCAAUAUGGAACAAAAAGUUUAGAACUCUUUUUGAUGAAAAGUAUCAUCCUUCACAGCAACAUGACGCAUCUGAUUUUCUGAUGUGUUUGUUUGAGAUUCUUCAAAAUGAGCAUAAUCCAACCUCCACAACUUUUAUAUCGUCUGGGCAUGAAAAUGGUCAAGAUGCUUGGCAAGCAUAUGAAAGAGAUCACAUUUCAAUUGUUGAUCAGUUAUUUGUUGGCAUGUACGAAACAGUAUUUACGUGUUGCGAAUGAGAGAAAGAAGCUAAGGUUUAUGAGGAGUUUAAUAGCGUACCAAUAGAAUGUCAUCUGAAGGAUCAGAACAAAGGUUUCAAAACAUUUAUUGAGUCAUCAGAGAAACAAUAUUCUCAAAUGAACUGUGAAGUAUGUUAUGGCCAACAAAACUGUACAAUUCAAAAGAAAAUUAUAAAAUAUCCUAAAUACCUCAUCCUUGUCUUCCAAAGAUUUGAUUCUUCAACUAAUUCAAAAAUCACUGAUCCCAUGGAUUUCCACACAAAUUUCACCCUACAAUCCCCAAAAAAUAACCCAAUCAGCUACUCUCUUUUCAGCUCAAUUCUGCACUCAGGAAGCCUCACUUCCGGUCACUAUACAUCGAUCUGAAAAAGAGGCUCCAACUGGUUCGAAUUUAAUGACUGCUCUUUCAAGCUUAUCUCUAAUAGCGAAGUUAAGACCCCAAACGCUUACAUCCUCUUCUACAAACAAGAUCCUUCAGAACUCCAGAUUGCCUAAAUCAUUAAAUUUCAAC